This is a messenger RNA of Caenorhabditis auriculariae, 28610 nucleotides long. The record is from the annotation of a GenBank genome assembly. NCBI's taxonomy places the organism in Eukaryota, Metazoa, Nematoda, Chromadorea, Rhabditida, Rhabditidae.
AUGGGGGACAAGGACGAACUUGUUGCCCAGGCUGUUGAAAAGUGAGUUUACGUUUAACUUGCUUCAUAAAAACGGACUUCAGUGACGCGAAUUACGAGCAACGGAUCCAGCUCAUUCGAUCGAAUGAUUAUAUCGAUGCGAAAUUUGGUUUUGAUAGAUAUACAUCAACCGUCGAACGGAAGGGAUUUCUAAUGAAUUUGCAGCCUGUAAAAAAUCCACAAGCAGUUUUAUUUCGUCCUCAACUAGCUAUUUAGGCCGAAAUGAUAGACGAACAAACAAAGCAGAUUGUUUCUGUGGUAGACUUUUACUUUAUCAGUGAUAUGGACGAAAGGUUCAAGGUAAAGUUUUUGAGGAAAAAUCGUUUCCAGUUAUUUUUUUCAUCCCAGAUUUCCUACCCCUUCCGACCUUAUAUGUAUAUAGCCACACUCGAAGGUUCAGAACAUCAAGUUCAAUCAUUUUUAUGCAAAAAAUAUGGUAACAUGGUGACUGUCGAGUAUUACGAAAAGGAAGACUUAGAUAUGGUUUUCAACAAAGAAAAAGUUGAAAUUUCGGAAAAUUGCUUUUCAGAAAAAUCAUCUCGCUGGUUUGAAAAAGCCGUAUAUCAAACUGUCUUUCGCCAGUACAGUUGAAAUGAGCAAGAUGAAGAAAGACUUGAUGCCAUUGAUUCGAAAAAAUAAAGAGAGAAUCAAAAAAGAGUCGCAGUACGUGACUUAUUUGGCAAAGUGAGUUUCAAUAACUUCGAAGAAACUUUUAAUGCAAAAUGGAUGUGUUUCCAGCAAUCUAAGCGGGAAAGAAGCUGACAGACGUGAUGACGAUGUUCUAGGGGAUAUUGUUGAUAUCAGGUGAUUUAAAAAAAUUUUAUGUUGUUAAAAAAACAUCAUGCAUCGUAUUUUAACUUGUCUAAAAUAUUAUAGAGAAUACGAUGUUCCAUAUCAUAUGCGAGUUUCAAUCGAUGAGAAAAUUUUUGUCGGACUAUGGUACGACGUCCGUGGAAUCGGCCCCAUGAGAGUUCCCACCAUCAAAAAGUUCAUUUCAUUCAAAAAAGCUGUUAAUCAAUGGUUUUAAGGAAAGAUCUUGCCAAUUUUCACGCAAAGCCCAAAAUCUUGGCUUUCGACAUUGAAACGACUAAAUUGCCGUUGAAGUUUCCUGACCGGGAAAGCGAUGAAAUUAUGAUGAUUUCCUAUAUGGUGCGUUUUUUUACCCAGUGUUACGACAAGGGCGAGUUUCGUAUUCCAAAGAGUACUGUAUGCAAAAGUCCGCCUUUUUUUUCCAUUUUUAUUCUAAAUUCUAUCGAAAGGAAGUUCAACAAUAGGAUGAAAUUGAACUAGAUCUUCUAUUCAUCCAAAAUCAUUAUAAGACAUUAUAUGAGAAAUAAAAAUUGAAAACGCGGAGAUGGACCACGCGCAAUGUGCAAACACGCAAAGUGCACACGCCAAAUGCGGACUUUCACUUACAGUACUCUUUGCAAGAGAAAAACUUGCUAAUGUCAUAAAACCGUUUGAUCAAUUUUUAGAGCUAAUAAGUGCGACAGGAAUUUCUCUCUUGUCUUUGAACCUUGACAGAUUUGAAAAUUUAUAGGUCGAUGGCCAAGGUUUUCUGAUAAUCAAUCGUGAAAUCGUGUCAGCCGAUAUUAGUCCAUUUGAAUAUGCCCCGAAACCCGAAUACAAAGGCGAAUUCGUUGUUUGGAAUGAAGUCGAUGAAACUGCGCUCAUCAGGAAGUUGGCAAUAAAAAAAUCUGAUUUUAAUUUAUAAUAUUUUUUUGCAGGUUUUUUUGAUCAUUUUUUUGAAAGUGCGGCCGAAUAUCGUUGUCACCUACAACGGGGACUCUUUUGAUUGGUGAGUUUGUGUAUUUCAUCGAUUUGUUUCGAAAUCUGGUUCGAAAUUGAAGAAAGAAUUUUAUGUAGAUCAAAGUUGAAAAUUUUAAAAAAAGCCUUUUUCUGUUUCUUCAAAGUUGAAAAUUUGUUAAUAAUUAUUUUUGUUCAUUUCCAGGCCCUUCGUAGAAGCUCGAGCAAAGAUCCGCGGCUUCGACAUGGAAAAGGAAAUUGGGUUCUCAAAGGAUUCGGCUGACGAAUAUAAAAGUCGAAAUUGCAUCCACAUGGACGCUUACAGGUCAGUGAACAUGCGAAGGGGAUUUUUUCCCAUAAAAAAAAGACAAGAGCUUGGAAACCCUGAAUAACGGUUUAGAUAUACAGGACCGUGCGGUGAGGUAUGAAAUUUUACUUUUUUCUUCAUAACUUUCCCAGGAGUUGUUCAAUUAUCGUCAAACUUUCUACAUUUGUUUUCUAGGGGUCCAGUCCGUUAUCAAGAAAAAAAAGUCUUUUCCACUUGAUUUUGCUAAGUUGAAGCGGCUCUGAGAAUUUUUCUCUUGGCUUUGAACUUGGAGAAAACGGACAAAAAGCAUUCUACAUUCAUUCACAGAAACGAAUAGUCGAAUUGAAUUCUAAAACCCAACAUGUAUUUGAAUAAACUCACCCAAUCAGAUCAUGAGUUCAGCCUUUUCAGCUUUUGAGCGGCUUUUUUUGGCUUUUCUUGUUCUAGUAUAUAAAACUUCACGUUAGCUUUAUUUAUAAAGUUCAAAAGAACAAAUCGAUCAAAAAGUUUGUGAGGGGCUCGAUAAUCCGAAAAUUACAAAAAAUUAAGGGCGCCUGAAUUAUAAAAAUGUGUUCUGUUUCCUAGCUUGAAUGGAUGAAAAAAAGUUUUUUUAGAAUCGAUUUUUGGUUUCGGAGAUUUUGUUGAUUUCAAUUUUCAGGCUGUGACUUUUUACGAAAAUAAGCUAUUGUACUAAUUUUCACUUGAUAACGAACUGGACCCGUAGGGAACAACUGUAACUAUAUCCAUUUUUGAGUGGUCAUUCCCUUGUUUCCUUCUUUUUCAGGGGUUUUUUUGUACCUUCAUUGUGACGCAUUUUCAACUUUUUUUGGCCUUGAAUCUUUUCUAAAAUUAUUUAUGCAGCAAACAAUUUUUAGAUGGGUGAAACGAGAUUCAUACUUACCCGUUGGAAGUCAAAACCUCAAAGCGGUAACAAAAGCUAAAUUGAGGUAUUUUUAAAGGAGAGGACGUUUUUUCUUUUUUAUAUAUUUUUUUAUAGAUAUGAUCCAGUUGAGGUGGAGCCUGAGCUCAUGUGCAAAAUGGCUCGAGAACUGCCUCAGGUGUGAACUUUCUCUACAUAGUUUCUAAUCAAAAUUUUCAGCACCUGGCCAAUUAUUCGGUUUCCGAUGCGGUCUCGACAUAUUAUUUGUACAUGAAAUACGUGCACCCGUUCAUUUUUGCUCUCUGCACGAUUAUUCCUCUUGGAGCAGAUGAUGUUUUUUUUUAAAAAUCAUUUUUGCCACUCUCAUAAUCGUUCCCCAGGUGCUUCGAAAAGGCUCCGGAACUCUCUGUGAAGCUUUAUUGAUGGUUGAAGCUUUCCAUAACAAUAUCGUGUUCCCCAACAAGUUCACCGGUGCGGAAGAAGCUCAAAUGACCAAUGAUGGGCACAGGUAGGAGUCAGGUUGAACUGAGAAAAAUUUAACCGUUCAAGAGGAAAUCACAGUACUUCAAAAACAAGGGGCCCAGGCGAAAAAGGUGGGAAAGUUCCAGAUUCCCCCAUAAACUGCUUUCACUCCCCCGCGGUCUAAUAAGCCUUUUUUUAUUUUAAUAUUUUUCCUUGUACGUUUUAACACAUCCAAGCUAUUCUAAAAGUUGAAAGAGCCUUCAAAAACAGUGUUUCAUGCUAUUUUUCCAUCCUAUAAAUGCAAAAACGGCUCUAAUCAAAUUUUAUUGUUUAGAAACACUGAAUUUUUUCCAAAUUUUUCGGUUUUUUUUCUAAGAAUACUGUGAAUUUUUCCGAACUUUUAAUUUUUUUUUCACAGAAUCGAAAGUGAAACCUACGUUGGAGGACAUGUUGAGGCACUGGAAGCCGGCGUUUUUCGAGCAGAUAUUCCCUGUCGGUGAGUUUCCCAUCAAUAUGACAUGAUAGAUAAGAAAUUUAAUUUUUUUUCAAGAUUCCGGUUAAUUCCCUCCGCUUUGUCUCAAUUGAAGGACGAGGUACCAGAAACGCUCAAGAAAGAGUUAAUACGGGAGUUUGGGGUACAAUUAGAACAGGUGGUCGACUUCGAAGAAAGGGUGCACAUUGUUUUCCCAAUCGAAAUAAUCUGGGAUUUUAGUGCAAUGAUCUACGUUCGAUGUUUGAUACGCUCAUCGAGACGCCAUCAAGGUUGGAAUCUCCGGAAAAAAAUCUGAUAAAUUGAAAAAAAUUGAUAUAGGUCCGAGAAUCCUCGAAUAUAUCAUUUGGACGUGGGGGCCAUGUACCCAAACAUUAUUCUGACUAACCGUUUGGAAGUAAGUUUUUUUUUCUUCCAAAAUAUUUGGGUUUGUUAUGCCGUUUUCGAAGUUAUUCCGCGAGAUCUGAAAUACGCUUCAGAGAAAGAGAAAUAUAACUAAACUUUGGAGAGUUAAAGAUAAUUGUUUAUCUGGGGAAAAUUACUUUGAACACGGCAUUAGGUUGGUCGGUCGAAGUUAGCGUUGGGUUUUUCGAUUCAGAUUUCAAUCUCUCAGAAGGGGUCUAUGAUUUCGGACGCUGGGGAUAAGUCAUAUCAGCCAUUGGUGCUACCACUAAGAAUAACUGACGAGAUAAACGCGAGGUCGGUGGCGGUACAUUGACGAACUCGCAAAAAUGUCGCUUUUUUCUAGGCGCGAUCUUGCAUUUUUCUCGGCGCGACCUCGCAUUUAUCUUGCAUUUCGGAAAUUUUCAAAUUGCGAGAGAAAUGCGAGCUCGCGCCUAGAAAAGUGCGAGCUGGCGCCCAGAAAAAUGCGAGACCGGCGCGAGAAAAAAAAGCGAGAUGUUUGCGAGCUCGUCAAUGUACCGCCAGUGUCUCGCGUUUAUCUCGGCAGUUAUUCUUAGUGACGGCAUAAGCAAGUUUUCCAUUUGCGAAGAAUACUUUAUGCGAAAAUUCGCAUUUCGUGCAUGCACUUGGUGUGUUUACACUCUCGUUGCGUGACGUCACCGCUUUUUUAGUUUCCGAGUUUUUUUUAAAAACUAAAAAAAUAGCCUUCUCAUGAAGAAAGAAGAUUUGGUUUUUUUUUUCAAUGAUGUUUGCAAAAACAAAACCGAGAAAAAUAGUUGAAACAAAAAACUCGGAAACAGAAACGCGGAGAUGUACGAUGCGGUGACGUCACGAUUUUUAACAUCACCGAAAUUUCUUUGAACAGAGUCGAAUUUUUAUACAGCGAUUUCUUGAAGUAGUAUCAUGGGGGGUACCUUUUAUUUUUGCCCUAGAGGCCACUUUUCAUUAGUGAUUGGUAAAGCGUUCCCUAGUGGGGGAUCCUCCAAGGUUGCCUCUAUAAGGACCACUCUGGAGUUCCUAAGAACGGGAGUGUAAACACAAAACACAUUUUCGCAUAAAGUACUCUUCGCAAAUGGAAAAUUUUCAAAGGGGUGCGGAAAGGUGGCUGACAGUACGGCUUCCUUCUAACCGGCAUCCUAAAUAACUUCCUGAUGGACUCAUGAAAAAUUGAAAGGUAAUCUUCGCAUUUUAUUUUCAGCCUUGCGCCAUGGUGAAUGAAGAAAUUUGCAUGGGUUGUUCGUAUAACCGACCUGAUGCUCAGUGUAAACGAACGAUGGCUUGGGAGUGGCGUGGAGAGCUGAGUACGAAAGAAAAUAAUGAAUUAUGCCCACCUUAUCUUUGGCUGUCAAAAUUAUUAGAAAACUCAUUAUAUUUUUUUCUCGUGGUUUUUUUAGGUUAUUAAAACCAACAAAAAAAAAACCGUUUUUUUCUUCUUUCCAAGUCAAUAAGUGAUAGGAAAAAAAUUUUUCGAAAAAGUUUUCUAUGAGGAAUAACAUCUCCCGACUUGAGAAACGAUGGAACGUUGUUAAUUUAGUAGAUGAAAGGUGAGAAAUAAUAUAAAAAUUUUGCGUGAUCCCAAGUUGUGCGAAAUUUGUUCUUACCAGGUAAUGGUCUCAGCUCACAGUGGGACUUCUGAAAGAGACCAUAUUUUCUAGAUGUAGUGUUUUACGCUGAUUCUGUUGUGCCCGCAGGUGGCCAGUGAAGACGUUGUAGUAGAAGAUUUAUUAGUAACACGAAACUAGACUAUGCUAGCCCCUUUACAAUAACAAACAAGGGUUAUAUAGUACUGAGGGAAGAGAUCCCGAAGAUUAUGGAAUGUUCCAGAAUAAAGGUGGAGUUUAAAUAGUAUUGAUAUUAGAGUAAAAGAUGGAACAUUCCAGAGUUUUAGAGAUCUGUCCCGGAAGCAUUAGAACAUUCGAGAACAAUGUGGAACCUUCUAGAAAGGUAGAGAACAAAUGAGAAGAUUGUGGAACUUUCUAGAAGGGAAACCUUUACACAUGAUCCCUAUGACGUAAUGAGACUAGAAAUGUAUGGAAAACUAUAGAACAUUCUAGAAUCAGCUUAAUAUAAGCGUUAUGCUCCAACAGAUUCCAAAUCCGUUUUCAAAAGCUGCCACCGAGGUCUGUGAAAAAAGUUAUGGACCCUCAAAAGUCGAAAAUUUCAUAGUCUCCGAUCGAGCUCAUUUUUAGAGGGUAUAUAGGUCUUGUCCCCCUGGCCACAAAAAAACUAUCGAAUUCUUCUCGAAAAAAUUCCGAAGCCAAGAUAUGACCUUUCAAAGCGCCGCCGCACACAAGAGAAUGCGCGCGCGGUGUCCUAUUGCGAUCUGACGGCUGUCGAAGCAACGGCAGCGAGGAGCAGUGGAAAGGCGGCGGACUGGGGAUCACGAGGUCAUAGGUUCGGUGCCCACGCUGUGCAAACUUUUUUUGCAGUUUUUUCUUUUUUGGAUAUUUCCGUGUAAGUGCUCCUUUUUUGAGUUUCGAAACGUAGAAACAUGAAAACACUGCGUUUUGAGCCUAUUCAAACAGCUGGACUUCUUUUUGUCGCAAAUUUUUUUCAUGGUUUUUUUCGUGAUUUUCCAUGUGUUGGAGUGUCAAAAUUUUUCAGAAAAAAAUUUUUGUUUUCUGAACGCUGUUUUCAUAACUGCGAUGGUAGAAAAAAACGCAGACAUUUUUUCGGAAUUUUUUUGGCUCUGGAAAAACUUUCAAUUUUAUUUCUGGUUGUGGCUGAAAUUCCCGAGGAGGUUUCUUUUGAUUCAUAAAUAAAAAAAUUUAGAACAAACUCCCCAAAAAAAUGUUUCGUUCAAUGUAAUUCCUGAAAGUUCAUAGUCAGACGGCAAAAAAACGACGGUCAUAGGUGAGCCCACUGCAAAGCACGAAGAGUUUAUUGAAGUAAAAAAUUUUUUUGUGAUCGACAAGCGUAGCCAUGAUGACUUGUGGUUAGACUAUAUUUGGAAAAAAAGAAAAAGAUUCAAAAAAAAAGCCAUGAAAAUUUUUCUGAAAAUUUCGAUACUCUAACCUAUGCUCAUACACAUGGAAAAUCACGAAAAAAUCCAUGAAAAAAAUUUGCGACAAAAAGAAGUCCAGCUGUUUGAAUAGGCUCAAAACGCAGUGUUUUCAUGUUUCUACGUUUCGAAACUCAAGAAGGAGCACUUACACGGAAAUAUCCAAAAAAGAAAAAACUGCAAAAAAAGUUUGCACAGCGUGGGCACCGAACCUAUGACCUCGUGAUCCCCAGUCCGCCGCCUUUCCACUGCUCCUCGCUGCCGUUGCUUCGACAGCCAUCAGAUCGCAAUAGGACACCGCGCGCGCAAUCUCUUGUGUGCGGCGGGGCUUUGAAAGGUCAUAUCUUGGCUUCGGAAUUUUUUCGAGAAGAAUUCAAUAGUUUUUUGUGGCCAGGGGGACAAGACCUAUAUACCCUCUAAAAACGAGCUCGAUCGGAGACUAUGAAAUUUUCGACUUUUGAGGGUCCAUAACUUUUUUCACAGACCUCGGUGGCAGCUUUUGAAAACGGAUUUGGAAUCAGCGUAAAAAACUACAUCUAGAAAAUAUGGUCUCUUUCAGAAGUCCCACUGUGAGCUGAGACCAUUCCCUGGUUAGCUUCUGAAAUUAUCCCAAGUUCCCCUUAAAAGGAAGAUCAUUUUACUUUUUGGUUAUGAAUUUACUGAAAAUUGGCCAGAUUUUUUUUACUUUUCGAGAAGAAUUCAAUAGUUUUUUGUGACUGUGAUUUUGAAAGAUCCGGGAAGUCUUAACAUGCACAACUCUCUAGCUUAAAAAAUGGCUGAAAUUUUCGAAAUGACCUAUUUUAAAGGAUUUUGAGCGUUUUCUUUGCCAUUGAGCCCUUAUUUCUUCUGAAAUACAAAGUUGUGCACGUUUAGACUUCCGGAAUCUUCUUCUGGUACACCAAGGAGUAUUCUUGCCAAUUUUCAGGGGAUUCCCAACCGCAAAGUGAAAUGAGCUCCCUGUUAGGUUUCUCUGAGGAAUCUGCUUUUAGUACCCGCUUCUCGAGGCGAAUAUCAACAAAUCAUCCAGCAGUUGGAAGGAGAGUCGUUCGGAAAACCCCCGAAACCGUUUCAUAUGCUUGAUCGACAAGAGCGGCACGCCAUCGAGAUCAAAAGAGUCAAAGGUUUGUUUAGUAAAAGACAAUAAUUCGAACUGACGAACGAUUUUUGAGAUUAUUCGCGGCGAGUGUACGGAAAGACGCACAUGACAAGGCUGGAAAUGCGGAAUACGACCAUCUGCCAGAGGGAGAACCAUUUCUAUGUGGAGACGGUGAAAGCGUUCCGCGACCGGCGCUACGAGUACAAGGAACUUUUGAAAAAGUCGAAAGCGUCCCUGGAUCAAGCCAUCGCCGCCAACGACCUCACCACUAUGACCACCGCCAAGCGUUAGUAGAUCAGCUCUACUUUUUUGCAGAAAAAAUGGGUUGUGCUCAACAAUUUUUUUCAGUUCAAAAAAGUUUAAAAAAAUAAGACUAUUGAAAAAUUUUGAAAAUGAAGUUUAAUAUUUAAAAAAGAUUAAACGAAUUAAUUCUAUCCAGAGGCAUGAAAAAUCCGCAAGCGAUAUAGCUGAUUCACGGUUGGCUUGAGUCAUUGAAAAAAUGGUCCUUACACGAUAAUGCACAAAACAACGCCUGGCUCGUGGAGAGCGCAGACAGGACACGUCCCCUUAGCGUUCCAAGCUGGCCGUGAAAUAGCUAUAUAUUUUUUGGACAGGCCGCACUUUGCGGAGGUUAGGCCGCAGUUCGUCCACUCUGGGGUGAAAUCCAGCCGACGUAUGGCUACAGUAUCCUUCCCUUCGAUGAACGCGAUAUUUAUCAAGGCCUGAGCCUUUAAUAAAACGGAAAUUUUAUAUAAGAAAAAAAACGAAGGCAGAAAACAUCCCGCGCCCUUCAAAAAAAUAAUUCUCUAGCUCGGAAGGAAACGAAAAUCGGUAGAACCUGCCGCGGAAUGGUUCAUAAACUUUUCGUAGAAAGUAUUACAGUUGCUUCGAAAUGCCAGAAAAACUCCAAUCCGAGCUUUUUUCGGUACACUGAUCAACCGGUGUUAGUUGAUUGCGGAUUAUUUAAUAAUAAUAAUUUAUUGAAAGAUCAGCGUGAACCCUAACGAGUUCACUUGGAUUUAGAGUUUGAGAUAAUAUAUUAUACAGUUAUACAUCAUUUGAGUCGUGGAGGAAUAAACAAGAAGAUCUCGUGCAAUGGUAGAUUGACCAGUAAAUUUUUUUAAAGACUUGGAGUGGUGGCUGAAUUGAAACUUGGAAGUGAGUUUGUUCCAAGUAGGAAUUUUUUUGAAGAUAAAUAAAAAUAAAUAAUUGCUUCUCUUAAAUUAAUUUGAUUUCAGUAGAAAUGGUACUCUACGAGUCGCUGCAACUAGCGCACAAGUGUAUUCUGAACUCUUUUUAUGGUUACGUUAUGCGCAAAGGGAGUAGAUGGUGAUUUUUUUUUGUUCAAUUGCAGAAUGGACAAUUUUGGUUUAGGUUCUCAAUGGAAAUGGCCGGAAUCGUGUGUCAUACCGGCGCGAAUAUCAUUCGUGAAGCUCGAAAACUGGUCGAACAGAUUGGAAAACCAUUGGAAUUGGACACUGAUGGAAUUUGGUGCCUGAUCCCGUCGUCGUUUCCCGAAAACAUCACUUUUCAGUUGCAGAACCACAAGAGAAAAUCGGUACCAUAGAACCUAAACAGGCGGCGGAUGUGGUCAUAGGGCGGGGCUUAUUGCAAUAGAGGCGCGAUAAUAAGAGCAAAUUUUUGUGCAUUUAUUGGAUGGAAAAAUAAUAAUGUUUUCAAGGCACCUUCAAAAUUUCGAAUAGCUUGGAUGUGUUUGAACUUAUUCAAAAGAACGUUUUAUAAAACCUCGAAAAAAUUUUGAAAAAAAAAUCCGACUUUUUUCUCGAGAAACUCACUGAGUAUUUUGAAACGAAAACAUAAACCAAAGUAGCUUGUGCGGAAAAAGUUAUCCUUAGAAAUGUCACUUUCCUCGAAUUUACGCGACCAUCUCGAUUAAAAAUUAACUCAAUUACAUCUCAAACGUAUCAGUCACGGUUAUGCUACACAACUGAAAGCGAAAAUCUGUGAAAAUACGCAAGAAAUUAAGAAAAAUCUGUAUUUAAAUUGAAUGGAAUUUUGAGGGGUUGACACACGUCGCGUUGCGUUAGAAGGAAAUAGCGUUUUAGCCACUUUUUGACGCCCAUUUUCAACGCCUGCGCUCUCUUGUUUUGAAACACUGUGCCAAGUUACGGUAGCAUUCACUGUCUUUAAGGUUACGGUGUCAUACCCGGGAGCAAUGUUGAACGCGCUGGUCUACGAGGGCUUCACCAACCAUCAAUACCAUACCCUACAGAAGGAUGGCUCCUACAGUACCUCAAGCGAAAACUCCAUCUACUUUGAAGUUGAUGGACCUUAUCAGUGUAUGGUCCUGCCGGCAUCCAAAGAAGAAGGCAAAAAAUUGAAAAAAAGGUCCGCCGAUGAAAAAAUUCUGAAAAGAAAUGCUAUUUCUUUUUCUCUCGACCUUCUGAUCUUGCCAUUGGUGCGUAACCGUCAUUACAGUUUUAGUAACACGGGUUCUCCGCGGGUGCCCCCGUACCAAACCAAUGUAAGCACAGCUGGUAGAACUUUUAGCAACUUUUACCUCAGCUGAGACUUCGCUUUAGCACUACUGGGUUACAUAUUUUUCUUACACCCGUUGUUCCCCCGUUUUAGUCCGUUUUAGGGGCGGAGCUUGAGUGAGGACUUGACAUUCAAAAUGUGAACAGACUAUAGCAGCCCACAAUCUGUUGCUGUAAAACUUUUUAAUUAUUAGUCGUAGUGAAGUAAUAUGAACCUUUCAGGCGCAAUUUGAGUACUGUACAGAGGGUAGUAAGUACUAUGCGAAAAAAUCAUUAUCCGAUUUCUAGAAAUGAUUAUCAUUCUCUUUUUGUGAACACUUUUUUUCAGAUAUGCAGUGUUCAACCUCGACGGUUCGUUGGCCGAAUUGAAAGGUUUCGAGCUGAAACGUCGCGGCGAGCUCAACAUUAUCAAACACUUCCAAAGUUCGGUCUUCCAAACGUUCCUGGGCGGGAAAUCACUCGAAGAGGUACUCUUUAAGUUGCGAAGACGCCCCUGAAGUGUUUUCAGGUCUACAAAUGCGUCUCGGGCGACGCAAACUACUGGCUGGACAUUUUGUACUCGAAGGGCGAGGAACUGUCGGACGAAGAGCUUUUCGACCUGAUUUCCGAGAACCGGAGUAUGUCGCGAAAGUUGGAGGAUUACGGUGCACAGAAAAGCACCAGCAUCAGCACGGCCAAGCGGCUUGCCGAGUUCCUGGGCGCCGAAAUGGUCAAGGUAUGGUCGCUCCUCACGAUUACUUAGCCCUCCUUUUAGAGCUGCGGAGAAAAGGGAAAGCGCGCUCCAGAAUGCUUUCCCUUCUCUGAAAGUUUUAGUCAUUUUCAGCAGGCUUGUACGUCUGCCUGGUUCCGGCUUCGGGCCUUAUCUUUAAGAAAAAACUGGCUCGUGCCAGGCAUCGAAAAAAUUUCAUCGAAAAGUUAUUUUUAUUUGUUGUAUAUCAACUCCAUGUGAAAAAAAAAGCAAAAACAACACUUUUCUCGUUAAAAAAAACUUGUUGUAGUCUGGGCACCACGACUUGGAAUUUCACCGAGCGACACUCCGCUGUUCCGUUGCGUGCCUUUUCGCGCCUUUUUAUCUUUCAUUUUAUUCAAGAACUCGACCAACACGUGUUUCUCGUGGAACAGUCCAUUUAUCAGAAAUGAGGACCAAUUCAAAGCGAGACCGAGGCUCGCAAAGACGCUUCGCGACGCACUGGAACAGCGGAAUGUCGUUCGGUGAAAUUCCAAGUCUUGGCAUUGUUUUUCAAGUUUUUUCCAACUCCAAGCCUAAGCCUUUAAAAUUGAAGUUCAAUAUUAAAAAAAAAAAAUGAUGGAAAGUGUGAAUUCUAUCCGGGAGCAUGAAAAAAAUCCGCGGACGAUAUCAAUAUAGGGGGGAGGCUGACGGGCUGGCGCUCUCGCACAAGCCUGAUUAUCACCUUAUUAUUUUUUAGUUCAUAAUCUUUAGCGAACCUACAUUUUCUCUCUAAUUUUCAGAGGUAAUGAUUUUUUUUUGAUUAAAUAAAAAAAAUAUGAGUCGAACCAGUCUUCAAAAAAAUGUAUUUUUUUAUUAAAGUUUUUUCGACUUAAUCAAGGUAUUAACGGUUUUUAAAUACAAAUUUCUUCAUCUUCUUCUUCCUAAGCCUUUGUACCGCUUGAGCGGCGUCGGCACCCAAAAUCGAUUAGCCGGGGUCCUAUCCUGAUAUUCAGUGAACUGGCUCGAGUGACAUAUCCGUCCUUGGGUGUGACGGCUGGAUAUUUUUGAAGUCGUGGUUUCUCACUACCAAAAUUUCUUGAACACCUUGGUUGGGUCGAGGCGGGGAUCGAACUUGUGACCGUGUGAACCGUAGACAGGCACACAACCUGUUGCGCUAUGGCACGCCCCAUUCAACUGAUAUUAUCAUUUGCCAAAAAUGAAUUUUUGAUAUUCAUGCCGUGUUCAAUUUGAUUCCGCGAAAUGCAAAAUACCCGUUAGAGAAAGGAAAAGAUCACUAAAUUUUGGAGAGUCAGAGAUCAUUUUGCAUUUCGCGGAAAUUACUUUGAACACGGCAUCACAGAUUCUUUUUUGACAGGACGCUGGCUUAGCCUGUAUGUUCGUCAUUUCAAAGUAUCCGAUGGGUUCCCCGGUUACAGAGCGAGCAAUUCCGGUGGCGAUUUUCAAGGUCUUUCCGAAUUUACGUUCAUUUAAAAAUGUCAUUUUUGCAGUCAGAACCAAAAGUCCAAGCUUUUUAUCUGAGGAAGUGGACAAAAUUGACGAGUUUGACUGAAGAUACGGAUAUCAGAGAUGUUGGGGAAAAUGUCCAUCAUGUACUUAGAUUUUUUUUUUCAGCUUCUGGAUUGGGACUAUUACUUGGAGCGCUUGGGCAGCUGCAUCCAGAAGAUUAUCACGAUCCCGGCAGCUCUUCAGGGCGUCACGAAUCCUGUCCCCAGAGUGGCACAUCCUGACUGGCUUGCGAAUAAACUUCGCAAUAAGUCUGUUCUAGGAGAUUAUUAGUGAAAAGAUGGUGUUAUGUUCACAUUUCGUUUGAUUCGUUGACAACACUUUUGGGAAAAAUUUUCAGCAAUCUGAAUCAAAAACGCGCUCUUUCAAUCGUUUCGAGACCCAUUUGCAAAUUAUUUCAUCUACUGGCUGGGGGCUUGUUUGGACGGGCCUGUGGGGGCUUUUUUUUUCCUACAGCAGUGGGGAUCCCAACUUUUGUUUCAUAAGUCGCAUGGCAUCUGAAAAAAAGAGCCAAAAAUAGAACAGAAAAUAAAGCCCGAACCGCCCAUAAAAUUUGAGAGAAAACUUCUCUCACCAGGGAACGUUUUUUACCCCCCGGUUGAACUUUUGCUGAAACUUUGCUGAAGUGUACUCUAGGACCCGCUGAUUGCAGAUCAAGAAAAAAAUUUCUCGCAAUAGAUCUUGUUUCCGAGUUAUGGAGCUUCAAAGUGUGCAAAAUACGCAAAUUAGACCAAAAAAGCGCUAUUUCGGGCUUUUGAAGUGCCCUAACUCGAAAACGAGAUCUAUUGCGAGAAAUUUUCUUUCUGUUCUUUCUUGUUCUGGAAUCAUGGGGUCCUGAAGUACACUUCAGCAAAGUUUCAGCAAAAGUUCAACCGGGGGGUAAAAAAUGUUCCCUAGUCAGGAUGGUUCUCAUUUUGAUUCCAAAAAAAUUUCUUGCCUCAAAAAUAAAACGCUUAUGAUUGUAUAGCUGAUUCACGGGCAGCUUGGGACGCUAAGGGGACGUGUCCUGUCUGCGCUCUCCACGAGCCGGGCGCUAUCUCGUGAAUUAGGACCCUUUUUUUGAUAGCUCAAGCCAGCCGUUAAUCAGCUAUAUAUGGAAAUUUUUGAUUAUUCGCCUGCUUGAUCAUGAACUGGGACUUGAGAACGUUUUCAUGUGGAAAAAGUUAUCUCUAGUUGUUUUUAGAAAUGUAUCACUGUGUUUUUUUUUGUUUUUGGAGCUACAGUUCGGUUUCAGAUUUGACGCAAUCCGACAGCCGAGGAUUUCCGACCUUUUCGCCAGAUGCGCCAAAACGUCGACGGCCGAGUUUGCUGAAAGCGGCAAACGUCUUCGAACCGACGAUCACGACAGCGACGACGUCAUCGUCGAGGUCGACGAAAGCAACAAAGAGAACGAUAUCGAGAACCUGCCAAAGAGGCAUCGGAUCGAGGAAGACGCGAAAAAAAAGAAAAAUACUAUUGAACCGGAGACUUUGGAAAGGAAGACACUGGCGGCACAUGGGUUCGAUGAAUGGCUCGGCUUUUUGAAGAAAAAAUGGACGAUUCAGAAGAAAAAAAGAAAAGAAGAGUUGAUAAAUCGAGGUGUGUGAAAUUGAACCAGCCGAUUUGAUGGACUUGAGAAAUCUCUAACAAAACUCAGCUUUAAAUGCAUAUUGAAGAACUUAUUUCGUAUACGAUCACGGAAUGGUUUUUUUUGAUUCUACUAUUUUCUACAAUUUCAUCCUAAGUUGUUACGGUAGCUCAAAGAAGACUUUUUUUUACCGGUUGCCCCAGGAGUGCACGCCAUCCAGGUCGAACGCGGGGUGCACCGAAAACAUUAACGUAAAGUUCACUUUUUGCGGGUUCACUGCGGGUUACAGAUUUUACGAGUCCCGGAAAUUGCAGAUUUUUUUAUGAAUAUCAAAUUUUUGAGAGUCGAUAGCAAACACUUUUUCAGUUGAUGUUUUUUUAUUGAUUUGAUUUCAUGCAGUCAAGAAAAAAAUCAAGCCACCUUUUUUUCUAAAAAAAUAAAUUUCUCAAUUUUUUUGAUAGUAAUAAUUUUUUUACUUUUUUUUUUUUUGAAAAAUUUUAGUCGAACGAAUAAAAAGUGAAAAAUGAUGCAGUGUUCAAUUUGAUUCCGCGGAACGCAAAAUGAUCUCUGACUCUCCAAAACUUAGUGAUCUUUUCCUUUCUCUAACGGGUAUUUCGCAUUUCGCGGAAUUAAAUUGAACACGUCAUAAUAAUGAUAACCAUUUUUUUUUCUCUUUUUUUUGCAUAGUUGCGUUUGACCCCUUUUUUGCUUUCUGAAAGAAUUGUUCAGCCUGAGGCUUUAUAGUUUUCUAACCUUCCCUUCAAUAUCAUAAGUAUUUUUUUCGAAAUAACAUGAAAAACGACACACUUUGUAGGUGCUAACAUUGUUGAUGAAGUGAUGAACAGUGCAAGAGAAGCUGAAAAUGAAAGGACUUGGCAGGUUUUGGAUCUAGCUGUGUGCUGGGUUAUUUCAAGUUCUCGUUUCUCAGAUUCUCAGCAUUGAGCCAACUCGAGAAACGUCUUUCUUCAACUUGUGGGUCUCGGUGAAUGGCCAAAUGAACAAGUUCCCUUUGAAAAUACAGCGGAGCAUACUUGUCGAUUGCAAGGUUACUCUUUUAAAAACUUUUCUUCUAGAAUAGGCUUGUGCACCUGCCCGGGCUUCAGGCUUCAUUUAAAAAAAAAGAGAGAAGUUUAAAUGUUCAAGAUAAUUACUUUCAAGGAACAACGAGAAGGAAGAGAAGUUGUUCGAAGAAUCCUGCCUCAUCACAAACUCUCACAUUUUUUGUACGAAUAUCGAGCAGAUGAGGUUCGUGCGUUUAGAAAUUUUAUUAGAGCGUCAAUGGAGCUUCUAUGAAAACUAAAGAACUGAAAUCAUGAGCAAUAAAUGACUUUUUCGCGCCAGGGUUGCAUGAGAAGGGAUUUUUUGAGACCAAGGCGUUAAAGUUUAGAUUUUCUUUUGAAAAAAAUGUUUUUUCGAGUAUUUUAAAACAUUUUUCUCAUUAGAUCCGUCAAAUUUCUUAUUCGAUCCGUCACUUCGAAAGAGAAAAUUUUUUUUUUAGUUUGCUCCAGGUGCAUCAAAUUUUACGCCAAACUUUGGCCUAGUAUGCAUCGUUUCUAUCUCGGAAUUUCUCGGAAAAUUCUCGAAAAUUUUCGAGAAAAGCUCGUCCGAAAAAUCGAAACGAGAUCGAGAAGUACGAAUUUCAUCUCGAGACGAGAUCGAGUCUCGUGCAACCCUGUUUCGCACGGCGUUUUUUUCGACGACCUCGCCCCCUUUUUUUUCUCCGUAAAGUGUGGUGUGUCGUGUGCAUGCACUGCACCGCUCUCGCGCAACAAAAAUUGCGUUUAUUUGGUGAGAAUUAGCUUUUUCUCAAAGACCUCUGGCAAUUUGGCCGCUUGCGCCUUUAAUAUUCCCUGUUAUUUACGCUCUUAGAGCCGAAAUCUCUGCCGUCCGUCCCGAUGACGUCAUGUGAGAACGAGGUUUUGAUUCCGCCCACCUUAUUUUUGGACUCGCAUUUUUUCAACUAUCAAAAAUGACGUAUUUUAAAAAUAAAGUUGUAUGAAAGACGUCGAAAAAUAAGGAUAAGUUUUUGAGAACCAAAUGAACUCGCUGAUGGACAAACUGUAUGCGGAACGAUGCUGUGCAUCGAUUGUCGGAAUUUAUGAGUCGAAUGUUCCCGCUCUGUUCCGAUGUCUCGUCAACCUCGGCUGUGUGGUUCUGCCGAUCGCCCCGCCCACAAAUUCGACUUAUGGAAUCGAUGUUUGAAUGAAAAAAGAAAAGAACAAUUCAUUCCAUUUGUUUCAAACAGAGCUUUAAACCGAUAUCCUUGUCUGUGGAACGCGUCAGUUACCUCAGCGAAACACCGAGAAUCGUUUUUCUGUACAAGUUUUCGCAGGUUCGUUUCAAAUGUAGAAUCUAUUGAAAAUUAUAAUCGUCGUAAGGUUUUUUUUGUGAAUUGAUUGAUAGAAAAAUUUUUCAACUAUGAUUUCCCUCACAAAUAUUUUAUAUUGUCGUUUUUGUCCAUAAAGAUGAAGUUUGACAAAAUUUCGCGAAAGGAUUUUAAAAAGCGAUCGGAAAAAUUAUUCAAAUUUAAAAAAAGCUAAUAAGAAAUAAAGAGUUGUCAAUAAUGUUUUUUUGAUGCUCAGGACUCUCGGCAUGUUUGGUCAUUGGUGGACCCAAAUACGAGAACAGCCUCAUUUUUCGUUGUCAAUCGAGGGCAACUUCAAAUGCCCAACAUGGACAUCAUGUAUACCCAGGCCUACAAGAAGAUGUCAGUAAUAAAACAAAAUGUUUCUUUCUUUUUGGCGUCCUCUUUUCUAGAAACUUUUAAAAACUUUUUAGUCGAUUGCUGGCUUGACCCAUUGAAUAAAUGGACCGGUACGGCAAAGAAGAAGAAAUAGUGCCUAGAUUAUGAAAAGAACAGACAGUGUCACGCCGCUUACCAUCCCAAGCUAGCUGUGAAUCCGCUAUAGUCAUUUUUAGUUAUUCUGAAAUGUUGAAAAAUUUCGCAGCGUGUGUAAAUUUAGCUUUGAAGAAUGUAUUGACGAUGAGAAAGAAGCUCUAUUAAAAUCAUUUAAGGAAAAAUUGAUAUAUGGUAUCCGAAGAAGUUGGCGAAAAAGCGCGGAGUUUUUACAAAAAAGAUUCAAUAAGUAAGGUUUUCAUAAUUUUCCAACACUGCUGAAUUUCUGUUUCGAGAUAUUUGUCACCACAUUUACGUAAAAAAAAAGAAAAAAAAUAUUUUAAAAUUUUUACCCCCACUCUCCCCCUUUCCCGCUGAACUUUUUAGGAAAUUUUGCUGAAGUGUACUUUAGGACCUCCUGAACAAGAGUUUCUUGCAAUAGAUCUCGUUUUCGAGUUAUGGAGCAAUAUACACAAAUUAUGACAAAAAAGCGCUAUUUCAAGCCUUUGAAACGUCGUAACAAUAGCUAGAUGUUUUGCGAGAAAUUUUUUUGUUCUGAAAUCAGGAGGUCAUAAAGUACACUUCAACCGAGUUAUGAAAAACGUUCCCUUGUUAAAAUUUGUCUUUAGGAAAGAAAUGGAGAAAAUGGAGUCCUGUACGGCGGAAGACAACAUCAAAUUCAACACAAAGCAGUUCAAUUCGGCGACCGAGUGCAAUAGAGAACUGGGACGGGUUUCUGAAGAAUUUCAGGCUUUUUCAAUAAUCUUGCUCUUUUUAAGGUCUUGAGAACGGCGCGGGAAGCCUCGUCCAAAACUACUCUUUUGAUUCUUUUGACGGAUGCUGAACCCAGGCAAUUGGUGAGAUUUGGAAUUGAAUAACACAUUCUAAAUGUCUAGGAGCUGACAAAGAAGGGUGUUUCUCACUUUUGUAGAAGCAAAUGUAUGAAUUGGUGGUUGUAAUUGACAUAGCAGCUGGCGCACUGUUGAGGGCAUAUGGACAGUUAUAAUCAAGGUUUGAGGGGAAAGCAGUACCUUGUAAAGAUUUUGGGUCUACUCAAAAAGGCAAAGAUAUGACUAAUUUUGAAAGAAAAAAAAAACCGAAAAAUGCCGAUGCGUUUUGUCCAUAGAGCAGCAAAUCGCCUUUUGGCGGAAACUCAAAUUUUUUUUCUCUCCAAUAUUGAAUAAUUCAGAAAAUUUUAGAUUAAAAAAAAAUCUUCUCUUGAUCAAUUUAUUAUUAAUCCAAAAAGAUGCGGGAAGUGCCGAACGUUUCGCUGUUCCCACACGUUCGACUUCACAUCAGAGAGCCGUCGUCGCUGCUCAACGUUAUCGACUGGCAACGAGUUGUCGCGAAACGUGUCAUUCAGCACUUUUUCAAUUCGUACAUCUUCUUGACGGUUCGAAAAAAAAAAAAAUUCGAAAAAUUGAGAAUUUUCAAGGAUUUCCUCGAGUGGGCGCGGUAUCUGCGAAUCCCAAUUGGCAACGUCCCAAGCGACCUGAACGUCUUUGCCCUGGAUUUGUUUUUCGCCAGGCAUCUGAAGAGGAACGGCCACGCAUUGUGGGCUUCGCCGACCAGUCGGCCUGACUUGGGCGGAAAAGUUAGACUUUUGAAGCUUAUUCCGUUUUGGUUGAAGGUUAGGGGUUAUGACUUAGGAACUUCAUAGUGGUCUCUAUAGGGGGAACCUUAGUGGCACUUGGAGGGUCCCCUCUAGGAACCACUUUAGCUACCCUUAUAGAGCCUACUGAAGCUUGCAAAAGAGGUCCCUAUAGGGGUUUUAAUUAGCGGCCCCUAUAGAGAUCGCUUAAGCUUCAGGGUCGGACCCUAAACCCCUUUAGGGACCACCUUGCUUUCACCCCUAAAGUGAUUAUUUUUCACUUCUAUAAGGACCACUCUAAAAUUCCUAUGACACAUCGGCCUGACUUUAACACCUUAUUUGGGCCCGGUGAAAGUGCGCUCCACGGAUAAUUCAAAAGUUUACUUUGAAUUUUCCAGAUCUUCACCAAAUUUUUUUCAAAUAUUUCUGAUUAUUUUUUGUUCUGACUUCGAGACCCUAUAUUACAAAAUGAUGCGGCCUUAAAAAAAGUCGAUUUUUUUUCAAAGCCACGAUGGUUUAGUCUGAAUGAUUUUUUUCAAAUGCGCUUGAGCUUCAGGUUUUUGGGAGCUUUUAUUUCUAGUCUCAGCCUUCCUUCUCUGAUAAUCUUUUUCAUGGUUGAAUUUUUUGUCGAUUUGAGGAGCUAGACGACAUGCGGCUGGCAGUUGAAUGGACGCCUCUUUCGGUCGACGACACGGUUCUUUUGAAUCGGGAGGUUUUCUGUGCAACGGCUUGUGUCGAGGUCCAAUUGAGUGCCGUCGCCGUGAGUUUAGACGAAUUCCUAUUUGCAUAAAUUCAGACUUAUCACUUACAAUGAGAUAUUUUAGCGUAGGGUUCAGAUUUUUUACAAUUUUUUUAAUUCACCCUGAAUUGAACCCACACAGGCGCCGUCUGCGCAAACUCUGUAAGGAAAUAUAAUUUUUUUUUUAAAGUUUUUAUCCUUUAUAUUUCGUGUUCACACAUUUGAGAGAAAUUUGUCCGAGGAUAUUACUUUUCAGUUUAACAAAAGACCUUGAAGUUAAGGUUUAGGCGCAGACUUGUUCUGCGCCAUUUGGGUUUAGGCUGGGUUGGAAAAAAAAAAGGGCGUUUCGUUAACUUUUUCUCUUAAUUGAAUAUGUUGUAAAACACAAUUUUCAGAAUUUUUCAAACACAAAACCGAAUAUCCUCAUUCGGCUAGUUUUCGAGAUACGGUAGCUCAAACGAUUACGGUGAAAAGCUUCGAAAAUCUAUAUCCCGACAAAAAAUCAACGAAUCUUGAUCGAAGUUUGUCACAAGGUGCAAAAGAAUUUUAUGCAAUUUUUAAAAAUCUAAUUACUCAUACUUUCUCAGUAUUGCUCAUAUUAGAUUAUUUUCCGAAUCCUUUUGUUUCGUGGCUCCUCCGCGAUGGCGACUGGGUUCUUCUUAAUUUGAGAAUUUUCUUAAGGUUUUUUUGAGAGUAUUUUUUCUUCAGAAUUAUCAAGAAAAAAUUUUGUGGUGCGUGAAACAUGAAUUUCGGACACCUAGAGCCAAAAUUGUAAUGUUUGAAAUUAACAAAUGACCUCAAAGUUAAGGUUUUCCUUUGAUUUGAGAUUUCCGGCUGCCAUUUAAAUGAUAAAAACUUUAAAAAUGAUAUUUUAAGACUAAAAGUUUGCGCGGAUAGUGGCUAUGCUUUUUGAUUCCCAGAAGAUUUUUGACCAGAUUUUAAAAUUUUGAAAGCUAUGCUAAAGUAGAGGGUAGGAAGGAAUUUGUGUCCGCGAAUCACCGUGAGCGUGAACUGUGCAUACACUAAUCUUGGGGUCUCGAAUCUAAAAAAAAAAUUUGAAACUUGGAAAACGAUUAUUGGGAAUAUUCACCUCUUUUUUGAUUUUUACCAUUUUUUUUUUUGAAUGCCUACAGAAGGAAUGAAAGUGUGAUAGACGUGCUGCAGCGAAUUUUUGACCACGCGUAUGCGAGAAAGACGUAUUAUUUGAUGAAAAAUUAAUUUUGAAUGAAAAUCGAACAGUUUUUUUCCGGUCGCAACACGCCAUCCUUACAAUAAAACAACAAAAAGAAAAAAAGAACUAUGAAUCAAAAAAGAGGUGAAUAUUUUCAAUUUUCGUUUUCCAAGGCUCGAGCCACAAGAUUGGUGUAUGCACAAUUCACGCUUACGAAAAAUAGCGGACCCAAAAUUCUUUCCCAUCAUAAUAAAAUUACUCCCCAUGAUAAGUCCAUAAAGUUUGUUUUUUUUUAUAUUUCGUCCUGCCUUAUCUUCUGCUUCGAAAACCGUAUCUUUCGGUACCUCUUUUCUCAUUGACAUCUAUCAGGUAACCGCCCUGGUACAACGAAGUCGAGUGCUGGAGGCUGAGGGAGCCGAAGACGCCGUAGCCUUUGACACGGCGGCCCUUCUUCCUUUUCAGUCUAUUUUCGGAGUACAGUUCCGUGUUUUCGUUUGAGUCGCACCCACAAAAAACAUCGAAUUAGGAACAGCAUAUCGUCUUACGACGAAGGCGCCGCGGUCGACGGAUCAUUGAAAAUUCUGAAGCAAAUGCUGACAGAAUGCGUUCGCGACAUCGCUCAUCAUAACAAUCCGAGAGCUGAUGAUAUUGUGAUGAGUGUUGGAAGGUGGGAAUGCAUUCCUUUUCAUGACUAAUGACAAAAUAUGAUGUUAUUUGUGCGUUUUGUUGAUCACUUGAAGUCUCUCUGAUUCGACCGGGAAUUUUUUUGAGAAGAGCAAGACAGAUGUGGUCCCAACUUUUUUGGUUGUUUAGGUGAGAUUACUUGAAAAACAAAAUGUUUAUUAGUAUCGACGUGGAAUACUGAUAGAAGAACCGAUGAAAAAUGUGUAAGAGACGCUUGAAAACUCCUUUUCUUCUUGGGAUUUUCCGUUCUCCGAGAGAAUCGAUAAUAUGCCAAAACAGUGAGGCACUUAUAAUUCAUGAAGCUUUUUUUGGGGGCAUACUUUUGCCACGACAACUACACAAGCCUUUGAAACUUUUAGUUGAGGUUUUGACAGGCUCCGCUCCUUUAAAGGAUUUCUGUAGCCAAAAUACAAAAAAAUCCAACUCCGAAUGGAAUGAAACUUUAAAAGAACGUUAGCAAUAAACUGGUAAGAGAGAGGAAAAUAUCCGAAAUAAAGAACUGUUCAAUAGAAUGCUGGCUUUCGUUUAAAAAAAAAGUUUUAUUAAUUUUAUAACACGGAAAAAAAAGUCAGAAAGUCUUUUUUGUUUUAUAGCUCUAGUAACCCCUAAAUUCUAUCUCAUGUCUACCUCCCGAGUGGUCGAUCUUCAUUACCGCUCUCGGCAAAAAUUAGAAUCCGACGCCUGCCAGCCUUGGACAAGCUUGGCGGUUUCAAAUCCUCAAAAAUAGUCUACUACUAUCACAAGAAAGGCAAUAUGUUCUACGCACCGUUUUUGAUCAAUGACAGUUUCGCAAAACGACAAAAAACUUCUAUAAUCAGAUGAUUCAGCGAAGAAUCUUCUCUGACGACUGAAUAAAUGUAAAAUGUAAAUGUAACCCUAAAGAGGGCCGGAGCCUGUCAAAACCUCAACUAAAAGUUUCAAAGACUUGUGAAGUCGUUGUGGCAAAAGUAUGGGCAAAAAAAGCAACCUGAAUUCUUAGUGCCAACGGCUCAAAAUAUUUCUCUCGGAAAAAAAGUGACAUUCUGAAAAAAAUGUUUUUAAGAUGGCUUCACACGUCUGGAGCGCUUCUUUACGAUCCAGCGUUAACCCGAAGUGUCGGAAUUUUGGAAAAAAAGCUCGUGCUUUUGUUAUGCGCCGAAUGCGAGAGGAUGGGUGCGAAAGUGGUGCACGCAACGUCCCAGAAGCUGGUUCUGAACACGGGCAAGGCGACCCAGAACGAGGCCAAGGCGUUCGCCCAGAUGCUCAUUGGUUCCCUGAGCACCAACGUCCUUUUUGCCGCUCUGCAGAUCACUCCCAGACGAUAUUACGAAGCUCUCCUUUGGAUGGAUGCUUAUAAUCAUACAGGUAUUGCGGUUACAAGAAGCUGGCCUCUAACCAGGAGUAGGGAGUCAUUUUAGGAGCAUUAUGAGCUUAAUAAGCCAUAAAGUUUUUGAGAAUCGUGGAUUUUCUACGGAAAAAAAAGCUCAAAGAAAGGUAAAAAUUCAGAGAUUAGUAAUAUUCAAAUAGAGCUCGAAGACCAUGAAAUGGUUCGCAGAAAACUGAAAUAUUUUUCAAAAGUUUUCUUUCUCGAAGUGCUCGCUACUUUUCCACCUUUAUUUUCCUAGGCAUCGGACAGCUUGAAGAAAACGAAGUACUAGAGACCGCCAUACUUCCUGAUGCACUAGGCAGAAUCACACAGGUUCUUUCUCCAUUUCUUUCUGUGAUCCGCUUUUUCUUAGAGCCACUGGAGAAUAGCUGAUGAAUUGCCACCGGAAGGUGAUGUUCGGCAAGAGUUUGAGAAGAUUAUCACCGGAUUUGUGAUGAUUUUCUUGGAAAAACGCAAAGAAAUGGUAGGUUUUUGUUUGAAAAAAAAAUAGAAAUUAAAUAGAUGAGCGAAAAUAUGAGGAUUUUUUUCGGUAUUCGUUCAACUUGUGUAUAAAUACUGGAAAGGCUUAAACAGAGUUAUGGUUUCUGAGGAUGACCAAAGAAGAUUUAAAAGUUUUUUGAAAAAUUGGUUUUUGAUACGGAAGCUGCAAAUAUCACAAAAUGAUUUAACUCGUUUGUUGAUUACUUUUCUGUUUGAUUCUCUUCGAUUCGACCUAAAAUAAUUUCGAAUUAAGUGGAAAUUUAUCGAAGUGGAGGCAGUUAUAAAUUUCUUGGUUGUCUUCCUUCACGCCACAGAUCUGUCUGUGAGCGAAAUAAAAAUUUCUUUCACUCAACUUUGUUAAAAAAAACAGAUUAUUUUUACCUGAAAUUUGUUUAAGAAAGGGCAAAGAAACAUUCUAAUAACUGUGAUCUGUGGUAAAUUUAUUUUCGAAAAUUCCGAGAUUUCAAGUUUUAUCAAACAGAGUCCGUUUUAAAUUUUCUUACACUAACAAAAAAGCCGUGAAUAACUACAGAAAAAAAACCAAAAAAAAAAUUAAUUACCCUAUUACGCCACUGUUUUCGUUCAUCUUUCGCUCAUAAAAAGUCGCACCUCAUGAAAAUGAAUAUUUUAAGUGUUUCAAUUAUGAAUUUUUUAUCUAUUAAACCUACGGUUCAGGCUCCUAAUGAGUUUGACGCCGAAACCUACCGCAAUAUCAUAAUCGAAAAAGAAAUUGCUCACCGAGUGUUCCGAAUCAUUGCCAAACUGACUCAUCAAAGUGCCGCCUGUGCCAUUUCAGCGGCCGCUUUUGUCAACACGGUUCAUUUUUUCAAAAAUUUUUCGCGCUCUAACCAACGUCUUUCUUCAGAUCUGCCGAGCUUUGGCGGCUGAUUCGGCUUGUGAAGUUGCUGUCGAUAGUUUGAAAGAAAACGCCCAACGCUUAUUGGACAACGUUAAAAGUCUGUUUCAUGCUUGAAAAAAACCUAAUUGACUUUGAGAGUAAUGGAGAAAUUUCUAUAUGAAUGACGAUUCUUAAAAAAAUAAAAGAAAAUGCGAUAAAAAUAGCAUAAGUUUGAAGGCAUAUGGGCAGUAAAAAAGGGCUUUGAAAGAAACGUGUAUUUUUGUAAAGCCCUUCAUUGCUUUCAUUGCAAGGUCAAGACUUUUCGUAAAUUAUGAUGCUUAGGGUGUAAGCACACCGAGACGCACUAUCGCAUACUCAAAAUUGUUUUUUUUUUUCAAUUUUAGAAUUUGCAAUUUCAGGAUAAUAGCUCCUGAAAUGUUCGAAAGUUGUCAGUUUGAAGAAUAUGAUGUGAAAAAAACACUCACUUACGUUAAAAAAACAUUUAGGAACGAUUUCGAAUGGGGAAAACUCUAAAUUACUGAUUACAAAAUAAAAACGAAAAAAUAUUAUGAAAAUGAAUCAGCUCCCAUUGAAUAGGCAAUUUCAAAUACGAAAAAUAUUGAAAUAAGGGAAAAUUCGAGGAGUAAAUGAAAAAAAGAAACAUUUUAUAUAGCUUGAAAACCUAGCUUCAGAAAAACAAAUAAUGGAUAGAAAGCAGAAAUUUAGAAAAAACCUCGUAUGGCGAUAUGUUUGUUUAAAUCCGAAAAACCAUCAAAAAACUAGAAAAAAAUAUAUAAAUUUAGAUGAUUCAUAUAACAAAAUCAUCAAACUGCAUCAGCAAAUUCAAUUUGGCUCUAAUUUACACGAAACCGGUUUCAAACUACGUCAAAAGAACUAGAUAAUAACUUGUACUCGAAUCCACAUUGUGCAUUAAAAUUAACUGAUUGAAUUAAAAACUAUAGUUUCCGAGAGUGACUCUUUUUCAUGUCGCGAAACAGAUUUCAAAAAUUUUGAAAAAAAUUAGGACUUUUUAGAAAAAAAUCUUGGACUCUUUUUGAGAAAAAAGUUAAAGAUCUGAAACCGGUUUAGAAAAGUGCGCAAUUUAAAGCUCCACAUGAGAUACCCAUACAGAGGCGGAUCACAUAAAUGCAAGAAAUAGAAAAAAGCAAAAAACCAAUGAAAAAAGUGAAGAAAUUCAAUUUUUGCAUCAGAAACCAUGAGAAGGGCGCAAUGAUGCGCCACGGAUAAUAUUUUUCCGAGAUGCCGCUGGGACCCAAAAUUUCGCAUUUUUUUUUUCAUUGCGCGGAACACCGUGGCUUGUCGACUGGUAUAUAUGAAAAUGUGCAGAAUUUCCUAUUUUCGGAGAAAAAUUUUUUUUCGAAAUCACAGAGUUUUUUUUUAGUUGAUGAGAGCCAAAAGUCGCAGUUCAAGACGAUUUUCUUGUCGAAUUUAUACUGUCACAACUGCUCUCAAUCUUCGAAUGUCCACUUGUCAGACGACGCCAUUUGGAACUGUGCCACUUGUGGACAUGUAAGUCGGCUGGUUACGCCAGCCAUUCAGGCUCAUUACUAAAAUGAACGUUGUUUUCCAGCGCCUCUCGGUUGAUACCGUCGAUAAUAUGAUUUGUGAGCGGCUAAGCUGCUUGCUGACCGCGUAUCAACUCCAGGACCACGUCUGCUUGAAGUGCAAAGCGGUGAAUUUUGCAUUUUGCAUAAAGUGGGCCCUAGAGGGGCGACCUUCCGAUCCCCUCUAAAUACCACUUUACCAACUCCUAUAGGGGCUGUUUUUCCCCUAACUGCUACAGGGACCACUCUGGAACUCCUAAGCUUUGAGCUUAUUUGAUAGUUGUUUUCCAAAUUUCAAAAAUUCCCAAAACUAAUCUGUUUUUCUAGCCGUCAAAUAAAAUUUUCGCAUUCUAUUCAGGUGCGACGCGACAACUUGUCGCUGUAUUGUGAAUGCUCGGGCGACUUCUCCAACGUCAUCGACCCUCAAUCGCUGGCGACUGAGGCGAAAACGGCGGCUGCGAUAGCCAAGUCGCGCGACCUGCGUCGCACCGCCGAACUUGCCGCCUGGAUCUCGACUGCGUUAUAAAUUUUCAAUCUAUUAUUAAUUUCAAUCCUCCUGUUUGGGAUCGUGAUGAACUGCAAAUACUAUGUACUAACUUUUUUUUAAUGCUUUAGACGAGUUUUUCGUGUUUCAAAAGUUUUAACCUUUCGGCUUUUUCUGAAGUUUAUGUCAAACUAUUCACAACCUGUUUUUUUUUUUGAGUUUAUUCUACAUAACUUUUGAGAUAUUCUAUAUAUGUGGUUGAUCUCUUUCUGUGUGAUGUCGGUCCGAAUUAAAUGUUUCAUUUUCACCCCUGAGAAUUGGAAAAAAAAAGGUUUUCUUCUACAAGAACCAAUUGCGUUUCUGUGCAUCUCUCUUCCUAGAGGGCAGAACCCAUUGUCAUUCGCCUGCACGUCUUCUCUAGGAUUCAUCGAAGACAUUCAUUCUUUAUGCAUACCAUCUUCGCCUGCCGCGAUUCAUUUGUAAUGAGAAAUGGAGUGGUAAGUUUUUUUUCCUUAGUUUCAUUGCUUCUUCUCCCCCUUUCAUAUUGGUGGCCUUUUUCAAGCUGUUCGAGUGACCUUUUUUAAUUUAAAAAAUCUUGUAAUACCGUACUUGAGUGUUCUAUGAAAGAUUCUUUUUAAUUAAAAAAGUUUUUUUCUAAACGGAAUUUUUUUCAAAGAAAAAAAUCAUGAUUUCGAAAUAAUCACGGAGCACGAAUUUCAGCCUUUUUCUAUUCCAACUUUUUCAAUAGCCUUUUUGAAUUUUUCUUUAAAUUCAAGUUUUCUAGCUCUCACCUUGAUUGGUUUUAUCGAGAAAGUUAUUUUAGGAUUUUUUCGAAACACGUUUAAUUCUUUUUUUAAAGAAAUGACGCUUGUUUUUCCUGCUGCUGGUUAUCACCGCAUCGACUUUUGCACGCUUUUGCGUUCAUGAAAAAACGGUUUGCUAUUUUUUUUUUCGAAGUUUUGUACAAUUUCAAGAUUUUUUUGUAAUUACAGAAAAAGUAGUCAAAAAGUUUUUUUGACUAUCUGAAAAAGAAGCUUCGAGAAACUAACUAAGAAAACUGAGCUUAAAAAAAUCUUCGGGGACAUUAAAAAAAAAUAAUUUGAAUUUUUGAGUAUUGUUUUUUGCUCACACUUUUUCCUUCUCUGCGUAGUGGAAUAAAAUGUUUAAAUCCAUGGUUAUAGUUUGAAAAACGUGACUUUCGACAUUUAUUAAAAAAACCAAGUUCAAAUUUCAAUUAUUAAUACAAAAGCAAAAUUUUCAAAAAAAGGAGAGAGAAAUACUCAAUUAAAAAAAAAGGUGGGAACCAACGGCCUUUGAUGCCGAAAGGCGAAUAGGGUGCAGAAAAGUCCCAGUCUUUCAAACCGAAAAAACAGUUAACGAGGAGAAAUUAUUUGAUAUUUUUUCUAGGGCUGGUGCCAGGGACAUGAACUCUGGGGCUGGUGUUUCCACAAUAAAUCGAGCGGUGCCUUUGACUGCGACGACGACGGUUACUGCGCAGCUCAGGUUUUUGAAACCUCCAUGAUUUUCUGAGUGGCUAAGUGUGUCACCGUGUGUCAGGAUCUAUACAAUUUUUUUUUCAUAAAAAUAUACGUAAAAAAGCUUAUCUACCCUCAAAGCGACAGCAUCUUUUUUCAGUUGUACUGAAUGAAGAACUAAAAAGUGGUACAAGGAACAAUAAAAUAUUCGACAACCCUAACUCAAAUGAGCUAAUUAAACUCCAAAAUAAUCAUUUCUAUUUCGAGAAGAUUUUUUUUAGUGGAGGUUUAAAAAGUUACUACAAAACGAAGAGCAAAAUCAAUAUAAGACACAAAAAAAACGAUGCCAGGCGGCUAACUGUAAUUGCCCGCUCUUUACCCGUGGGUGUUUGAGUAGUAAUUUCAGUCUGUUCCGUGAAACCCCAUGUAAGUCAGACAAUGCACUGAUGAGCAAAAAAACAUUUUUUUAUAAAACUUUCAACUAGUAAAUAAUGUAUAACUAUUUUAAGAAAAAUAGAAAAAUGUUGCCGUCGAGCAUACUCUUUCGAGAGUUUAUAGGUGUGUUCAGUAAAUAAUAGCUUAUUCCGGUUUUAACCUCCUUUCUCACUAAUCAAAACGAUUCCAGGAACAACUCAAAAACAAAAAAUCGUCGGGCUGUUUCAUGCGAGGAAAUUCUUCCAUUUGCUGUUGUAACGAUGCG